Macroventuria anomochaeta is the source of this 3914-nucleotide messenger RNA. RefSeq names its product protein prenylyltransferase. The transcript is spliced from 2 exons. Gene Ontology annotation, biological process: regulation of DNA-templated transcription. The coding region runs from base 54 to 3611 and encodes 1185 amino acids. Gene Ontology annotation, molecular function: RNA polymerase II complex binding. The record is from RefSeq and is a predicted model, not a curated record. Gene Ontology annotation, cellular component: Cdc73/Paf1 complex. NCBI's taxonomy places the organism in Eukaryota, Fungi, Ascomycota, Dothideomycetes, Pleosporales, Didymellaceae.
GUCCGCUCCCCUUAUAAUUCGAUAGCGCCCGACCGCGUCACGGUGCGCUCGCCAUGUCGGCCGUCUACGCAAAUGGCGCGAACGGCGUGAACGGGGCAGACAAGAUGUUCCCCCCGCCGCGAUACUCGGACGUGCCCAGCGCCAUCACCGUCUCGGUCGCCGAGGCCGGAGACACAAUCGAUGUCGAGAUCGCGCUCGACGAGGACAUCCAGGACGACCCCACGGAGCUGUGCACGCUGCUCGAGACUGAGAACAGCCUGAAGUCAACAUGGGUGCAGGUCGCCGUCGCCUACGCAAAGCACAAGAAGCUGCAUGUCGCCAUCGACGUGCUGAGCCAGGCCGUCAAUGCCUUCGGUCGGGCACGCGCUGAGGACCGGCUGAGUAUCCUCAACGGCCUCUGCUGGCUGUAUCUGCUCAAGUGCCGCGAAGCACCGCGUCUGAAGCAGGACUCGCCAUCUGGCCCCGAUGUCAAGACCAAGGACUUCUACAUGCAGGCAGCCACCAGCGUUCUCAACGACGCAUCGCGAAUCAGCCCCUCGUACCCUCCGCUCUUCCUCGCUCGCGGUGUCCUCUACCUCCUCCGUGCAUCCCUCCAGGCGCCUGCCACCGCUGCUGGGCCCAGUGCUGUAAGCUCGGAGCGUAUGGACACGCUCAAGCAAGCCGCAAAGUGCUUCGAAGAUGCGCUACGGGCAUCAGGUGGAAAGAACCUCAUGGCGAAGAUGGGCAAGGCGCGUGUCAGCUACUCGAUGGGCAAAUACGCAGAGGCUCUGAAGAUGUACCAGAGCAUCAUGGAGAGCUCGCCCGACCUGAUCGACCCCGACCCACGCAUCGGUAUCGGCUGCUGCUUCUGGCAGCUUGGCUUCAAGGACGAUGCUGCGAGCGCCUGGGAACGGUCGCUCGAACUCAAUCCAAGCUCGAGGAUCGCGACUGUCCUGCUCGGUGUCUACAACUUCCAUCUCACCGCCCAGCUUCCUCCUUCGGAUCCCACCUUCGGCAGGCUUGUCAAGAAGGCGCUGAACGAAUACGUCAUGCCUGCGAUGAAGAUGGACAACCAGUUUCCCUUGACUUGCGCGACUCUUGGAAGUUGGUUCAUCGUCAGGAAAGACUUCAACAAGGUCGAGGCACUCUCGAGGCGCGCUAUCGAGUUGACCGACGUAAACGCGAUCGCCAGUGACGGGUGGUACCAACUCGCCAGGAAGGAGCAUCAUCAGGAGAACUCGGCAAAGGCUGCAGAGUUCUACGCCAAGUCUGACGGCGCUCGUGGAGGAGAUGAGCGCGGCUACAUUCCAGCCAAGUUUGGUCUGGCUCAGAUGAAUGUCUUGAUGAACAACUUCGACGGCGCAAAGUUCCGACUCGAGAAGAUUCUCCAACAGCAGCCGACACUGGAGGCACAGACCCUGCUUGGCACACUGUAUGCGGAGGACGUUUUCAGCGCUCAAGCCAACAAGUCUACCGAUGACAAGUCUGCCGAGCUGAGAAAAGCACUACGCUACCUCGAAGACGUCCAGAAGGCGUGGAGAGACCCCAAGAGGAAAGCGGUCCCAGACCAGUCUGUACUAUUGAACCUCGCCAGGCUCUACGAAGCCGACCACCCUGAUAGGAGUCUGAAGUGCCUCGAGGAGGUUGAGCAGAUGGAGCUGGAUGCCAUCCCAGAGGAGGACUACCCUGAGGGCGUUGAGGAUGAGAUGGAGCUCAAGGCCGCACUCCGCGAGCUUCUUCCACCCCAGCUGCUCAACAACAUGGCCUGCUUCCACUACCAGGCGGAGCGAUUCGUGCGAGCCAGAGAAUCGUUCCAGGCGGCUCUCAACGCAUGCGUGAAGGCGGCGUCUCGCGAUGAGACAAUUGACACCGACGCGCUUGUCACAUCGAUUAGCUACAACCUCGGUCGUACUUACGAGUCUGAAGGCAUGCUAGACGAGGCGAAGGGUGUAUACGAAGGUCUACUGAAGCGACACAACGACUACAUCGACGCUCGCAUCCGACUCACGUACAUUUCGCUGCGCCAGAGCCCCGGAGAUGCAGGCCCCAAGGCGCUCAAGCAACUUUUCAAGGAGAACGAGGAGAACGUAGAGGUACGAGCUCUGUUUGCCUGGUACAAGAACAAGUCGAAACCAAAGACCCUCAACUUCGGUGAGGACGAGGAGCAGCGGAUACACAAGCACACCUUGCAAAGGUUCGACAAACACGACCAGUACUCACUCAUGGGUAUGGGCAAUAUCCACCUCAGCAUCGCUCGUGAAUUACCCAGAGGCUCCGAACAGGAGAAGGAGAAGCGCCGGAAGGCGUACGAGCGAGCGGUCGAGUUCUUUGACAAGGUGCUUCAGCUGGAUCCCAAGAAUGCCUACGCAGCCCAGGGUAUUGCGAUUGCUCUGGUCGAAGAUAAGAAGGACUUUGCUGGUGCUCUGCAGAUCUUCAGCAAAGUCAAAGAGACGCUCAGGGACUACAGUGUAUACGUGAAUUUGGGCCACACCUAUGCCGAGAUCAAACAGUACGCUCGCGCUAUCGAGAAUUACGAAGCAGCGCUUUCAAAGGAUAGGCAAAAUGACCCCAAGAUUCUCGCUUACCUCGGACGUACCUGGUACAUGCGGGCGAAGCACGAGCACAGUGUCUCAGCCUACAGAACUGCCCUGGAUUACGCAAAGCAAGCAGUCAAAAUCGUACCUUCCGAUCUCGGCUCUCAAUUCAACGUGGCGUUCCUCCAGUUCCAGAUUGCGCAAGACAUAAUUCGUCUGCCAACACCCCAGAAAACCCUCGAGGAAAUCAACGAAGCUACAGAAGGCCUACAGGCUGCCGUUGCAACGCUUGACAAUAUCGCCAAGGCCGAGAACCCACCAUUUCCUCGAAACGAUCUCACAUCCCGUGCCAACAUGGGUCGCAACACCAUGGCGAACCAGCUCGAACGAGAACGCACAAAACAGACUGCCCACGAGAACGAAAACGCCAGCAAACUCGAGCAGGCCCGUAAACUGCGUGAGGCAGAGAUGCAACGUCGUGAAGAGGAGAAGCGCAAGGUCGAAGAGGCGGCUCUCGAGAAGAAGCGCAAGAUCUUGGAAGAGCAGGAACGUAUUGCCGCGCGAGAUCGCGAGUUGAUGGAGAUGCGUGGUCUGGACGAAGAGAGACGUCGGGAUGAGGAUGAAGACAGGGAGGCGCGCAAAGCCGAGCGCAAGGCGCGUGGUCCCAAGGGCAGCGGUAAGAGGAAGAAGAAGGUUGCGCACGACGACUCAGCCACGGAUGACGGACUCUCUGAUGACGACGACGAACCGCGAUCCCGACGUCGCAGGACGAGUGCUUCUGGGACCGAAGGCCUUAGCGACGAAGAGCGACCACGCGAGAAGAAGAAGAGGAAGCUUCAGCGCAAGAGCGAACCGGCUGGCAAGUACAAGUCGGCCGAGUUCAUCGACGAUGACAGCGACGACGCUGAAGCUCCUGCGGAUGAUGUGCAUACGGCUACCACUCCCGCUGGAGAUGACAGUGCCGAUGAGGGCGUUGCUGCCACGUCAAGACCACGCAAGGGCCGCAAUGUCGUCGAUGAUGAAGAUGAGGACGAGGACGAGGGCAUCUCAGCGCCAAAGGCGAACGGCGACGUGGCCAUGUCCGACGACGAUGAGUAGGCCUCAUCUUGGAAGCUUGCGGAUCGCAAGCCAACAUCACGCAUGCGGCAUGAUUCGCUUUCGGAGACAUCCGUGAGUUGCGGCAAGGCCUUGAAGGGGUAAUGUGGGUUUGAGGCGUGCUUUGAAGGACCGCUGAUGGGCCUGAAAUAUCUGGCUGGUAUUCGCACUUUGUAUCUUGUAUUGCUUGCAUUAGCUAUGGCGUUUCCGGGGAACUUGAAGAGGUCAACUUGCAUACCAGAAAAGGACAGGCUAUAUCCACUAUCAUUGCGAGUUGAGCUGUAAAUUACACCAAUGAAGACGUAC